Molecule: messenger RNA, 6176 nt
Organism: Rhinopithecus roxellana (golden snub-nosed monkey)
Lineage: Eukaryota; Metazoa; Chordata; Mammalia; Primates; Cercopithecidae
Gene: OSBPL10
Product: oxysterol binding protein like 10
Exons: 11
Coding region: 694-3003 (769 amino acids)
Cellular component (GO): membrane; cytosol; intracellular membrane-bounded organelle
Molecular function (GO): cholesterol binding
Source: RefSeq, a predicted model, not a curated record
AGACAACGCGGAGGGCCUCCCUGCCCUGUGACUUUGCUCCGCCGGUGAUAAUUUCCAGGUUACUGUGUAGGAGCGUCUGGCGUAGGAUCGUGUGCGGAAGACCGAGGGAGGGAGUGCGCGUGUGAGCCUGUCAGGCCGGGCGGGUCCAUAUCCGGGUGGACCGGGUGGGUGGGGCAGCCCCUCCCUCCCUCCAGGUCCCGAGGUGGAUAGGGGGUGGGGAGUGAGGCGCAGAGAUUCCCUUUCGCCCCUUCGGAUCCAAGGGAGGGUGGCAGAAGGAAUGCGUGGGUGACUCGGCGUGGAUUUAGGGCGUGCCCAACUUGCAGAUCGGCCUCCUAGAGUGUCCCCAGGGCCUAAGAGGCCGCAGGGACACGAAGGAAGAGAAGGAAGAACCCGAAGAGGGCUCGCUUAGCCGGCCACCCGCUCCGAACUUGCCCGGGAAACUAGUGCGGAGGGAGGGGCCGGGCCCUGGCCGCGGCGGGAGGAGGGGCGGCCGCAGCUGCAUCCAGCCCCGUUGGCUUCCUUCCCAGCUCUCCUUCGCCUCCUCCUCCUCUUCCUCCUGUAUGAGUCAGGCAUUUCCCGGGGAUUUGGAGCAGCCACGCGCGGCCCGGGCGCCCGGAGCUGUAGCAGCAGCAGCAGCCGCCGUGCCGGGGCCACCACCGCGGCGGGCACCCGCGUCCCGGGCGCGCACGGACCAUGGAGAGGGCAACCCAGGGCACAGACGGCGGCGGGGGUAGCAACAGCAGCAGCCGCAGCAGCAGCCGUGCUACCUCGGCGGGCUCCUCGCCCUCCUGCUCUCUGGCGGGCCGGGGGGUCUCCAGCCGGUCUGCGGCGGCCGGGCUCGGCGGCGGGGGCAGCCGCAGCAGCCCGGGCUCAGUGGCCGCUAGCCCUUCCGGGGGAGGCGGCCGCAGGAGGGAGCCGGCGCUCGAGGGCGUGCUCAGCAAAUACACCAACCUCCUCCAGGGCUGGCAGAACAGGUACUUCGUACUGGAUUUCGAGGCUGGCAUCCUGCAGUAUUUUGUGAAUGAGCAAAGCAAACACCAGAAGCCUCGAGGAGUCCUGUCUUUGUCUGGAGCCAUAGUGUCCCUGAGCGACGAAGCUCCUCACAUGCUGGUCGUGUACUCUGCUAAUGGAGAGAUGUUUAAACUGAGAGCUGCUGAUGCAAAAGAGAAACAAUUCUGGGUGACUCAGCUUCGAGCUUGUGCCAAAUACCACAUGGAAAUGAAUUCUAAGAGUGCUCCAGGCUCCCGAAGCCGAAGUCUCACUUUGCUCCCACAUGGAACACCCAAUUCUGCGUCUCCCUGUAGCCAGAGACACCUCAGUGUGGGGGCCCCCGGUGUUGUCACAAUCACGCAUCACAAGUCGCCUGCAGCCGCCCGAAGAGCCAAGAGUCAGUAUCCCGGCCAGCUUCACGAAGUCAGAGAGAUGAUGAACCAGGUGGAAGGGCAGCAGAAGAACCUCGUGCACGCCAUUGAGUCCCUGCCAGGGUCCGGCCCCCUCACUGCCUUGGACCAGGACCUGCUGCUCCUGAAAGCUACCUCUGCUGCCACCCUCAGCUGCCUUGGGGAGUGCCUCAACUUGUUACAGCAGAGUGUGCACCAGGCGGGCCAGCCCAGCCAGAAGCCAGGAGCCUCGGAAAACACCCUGGGAUGGCACGGGCCCAAGUCACAUUCCACAGAGCAGCUGAAAAAUGGGACACUUGGCUCUUUGCCAUCAGCCAGUGCCAACAUAACCUGGGCCAUUUUACCAAACUCCACUGAAGACGAACAAACCUCACAGCCAGAGCCAGAGCCAAACUCAGGCUCUGAAUUGGUUUUGUCCGAAGAUGAAAAAAGUGACAAUGAAGAUAAGGAAGAGACGGAAUUGGGCGUUAUGGAGGAUCAGCGUAGUGUAAUUCUUCAUCUCAUUUCACAACUCAAACUUGGAAUGGAUUUGACCAAGGUGGUGCUUCCCACCUUUAUCCUGGAGAAGCGCUCUUUGCUGGAGAUGUAUGCAGAUUUUAUGGCUCACCCAGAUCUACUGCUGGCCAUCACCGCUGGGGCCACACCAGAGGAGAGAGUCAUUUGCUUCGUGGAGUAUUAUCUCACAGCCUUUCACGAGGGCCGCAAGGGCGCUUUAGCCAAGAAGCCCUACAACCCCAUCAUAGGCGAGACAUUUCACUGCUCCUGGGAAGUUCCCAAGGACAGAGUCAAGCCUAAGAGGACUGCUCCCCGCUCUCCUGCUGGCUGUCAUGAACACCCAAUGGCCGAUGACCCUUCCAAAAGCUACAAACUAAGGUUUGUGGCUGAGCAAGUGUCCCAUCACCCACCCAUCUCCUGCUUCUACUGUGAGUGCAAGGAGAAGAGACUGUGCGUCAGCACUCAUGUAUGGACCAAAAGCAAGUUCAUGGGCAUGUCCGUGGGGGUCUCUAUGAUAGGGGAAGGUGUGUUGAGGCUCCUGGAACACGGGGAGGAGUACGUAUUCACCCUGCCUAGUGCCUACGCCCGGUCCAUUCUCACCAUCCCAUGGGUGGAGCUCGGAGGAAAAGUCAGCAUCAACUGUGCCAAGACUGGGUACUCAGCGACGGUGAUAUUCCACACGAAGCCUUUCUAUGGAGGGAAAGUCCACAGGGUUACCGCAGAAGUGAAGCACAACCCAACCAACACCAUUGUUUGUAAAGCCCAUGGGGAAUGGAAUGGUACUUUAGAGUUCACCUACAGCAAUGGAGAAACCAAAGUCAUCGACACAACCACACUGCCAGUGUAUCCCAAGAAGAUCAGACCUCUCGAGAAGCAGGGGCCCAUGGAGUCCAGGAACCUCUGGCGGGAGGUGACCCGAUACCUGCGGCUGGGGGACAUUGACGCAGCCACCGAGCAGAAGCGGCAUCUGGAGGAGAAGCAACGGGUAGAGGAACGGAAGCGCGAGAACCUCCGCACACCAUGGAAGCCCAAAUAUUUUAUCCAGGAGGUAACUCUGCGGUCUGUCAUUGGGCCUUUGCCCAGGAGAGAACUUGUCCUGAGAGGGUAGAUGGGUUUUUCUUGCUGACUCCCCGGAUUGGAUAAAUACCAGCCAGGGGCAGGGAUAGACUGGGGCAUCUCGGUUCUGACUCCAGCUUUGGAUCAGGCUUCAGGACAGGUUUUCUGCCACAAUAUUCAUGAAACCUUCUGGAAGGCAGAACCGAGCAACUGACACUUCCCCUCUAGUAUCCCGAUGUCAGAAAAGCAUGUCAGCCUGCCUGCGAGGGAACGGAAUGGGACUGCAGACUGGAUACUGUUCUAUUUUUAAAAAGAAAACCAUCAUGGCCCCUGUUACAUCAUCUUUAGUAACAAACUAGUUGUGGAGUGCCUCACAGCCCAUCUCCACACGUGGGUGGGCUGGAGCCCUCACUGAUGAAGAAUUGCCUUUCAGAGCUUUGCCUCCUGUGGGCCACAAGGGCUAGUCAUGCAGGGGAAGGCCAGCCUGAGUCCUAUGCCUAAAAUGCUGCUGCUGUCACCUGCAUAUGUGACACUGGAAGCUAGAAAUAAUAUCUGGGCAAGUGGGCAGGGCACUGUGUGCCCAGCUGAAGCCCUUACGCCCUUGAAGUUGUGGAGGGAUUGGGAACCACUCUGAGAACAGAGUUGGACAUUAUGAAUAUGUAGGAGCCACGUGUCUUAAAGCAAGCCCACAGGAACCCAGCAACAUCAGUGAGCAGCAGGCCGGUGAGGACUGGGGCAGAUGCCACUCAUCUCCCGGUGAUAACAGGUUGUCUAGUUGUUCAUGAGGAGCCAGAAAUCUGAAUUUUUAUGAGAAAUCUCAUAUUUGCAUGGUCAAAGAAUUAAAAAAUAUUAAAUACCAGGAGCCAAUCAAAAUGUAUCUGUGGGCUUUCUUUAGCCCAGGUGCUGCUAACCCCUGACUUCUGCUACAAAGAGGGAUUAUUCUGUCUACAUACAAGGCUCUUGAGAAGUGAGUUGGGGCAACAUAGUAGGUUAACCGGGGUAGAUUCAUGUUAAGAGCAGGGAGCCACCACUGUUCUCCCCAGAGUCAGGAACUGUGGGCUGUGGACUGAAGGAGAUUUCAAGAUUGGAUUCUGGUUCAGACAGGAAAGCUGCCUAGAGAAGACUGCCUUUAUGGGUCACUGAGUGGGGACCCUGUGUGGUCCCCACUUUUGACGUAAAACCUCGAAAGAUCCUUCUGUGAGGUGGAUCCCUUUUCUCUUGAGAGAGCUAGUAGCUUGAGAGAGCUAGUUUAUCUGACCUUUGUGGAAGGUUGUGCAUUAAACAGCAACAACAACGAAAAAAACAUUUACAGUUCUUCCUGGGUUUAAGAAAAGCCAGUAUGUCCAUAACAGAAGGGCUGGGGACAUGUAAGGAAUAAGAGUCAUCUGAACAGCAGCACAGUUAUUCAGUAUAGCGCCUUCUAGUCAUAACUAGAUGGUAUGUAUUAAUACCAUUUUAAUUCUUGCCUUUUUCCCACUUCAUAUUUGAUUGGCCUGUGCUGAUUUGUUUGUGACUACUGCCUGCUAGAGAAAGCCUUUGUUGGGUCCCCUGUGGGCUGGUGGGCUGGAAGUCACUUCCCUUGCCUUUUCUUUCCCCUGGCCAUUCAUCUAGCUACUCUGUUUUCUCUUGUCCCACUGUCAAAGUGCUUUUUUUUUUUUUUUGGUCAAGUAAUCAGCCUUGAUGGAAGCCAACCAAGCUCCCCCUUUAUUUUGCUCAUUUCAUGGGGUUUCCUCCUGCCAUGCCAGGGUGGGAAGGUCAAGGUCAUCUAGGUCUCUGAAGAGCAGUUGGGCUGAGGAGGGGUACUGAGGCCAGCAGCCUGGCCUGUGUGUGAGGUAUUAAGACAGGGCAGAUGCAGACUGGCUGCAGUUAUCCUUGCUUCCCCCUUUCCCUGUUGAGAGGUCUCCAUGUAAUAAUGCCUCCUUUCUUCUCUUGCAGGGUGAUGGCUGGGUAUACUUCAAUCCCCUCUGGAAGGCACACUGAUGGGGUGGAGGUGCAGAGCUUUCCAGUAUAGCCCUGUUUUUGUAGGAAUAUUAAAGUAGUAGAGUAUCAGGGUUUUGUUGGCAUUCACUGAGACCUUGUAUUAGAAUCCAAGAAAUGAUAACAGAGAAAUUAUUUACUAUGAAAAGUGCACCCCCACACUCUGCUAGAGGAAUGAAUUUAUUCAAGAGCCAUUUGGGGCAUGUGUAUGUACAUACUGUAUAUGUUCACACACAUGCACUAUGUACACAUCUGCUGACUAUGAUUACACAUGUAAAUACUGCACUCACCAAGGUUAAAGGUUAAAGUGCAUAAACGUAAGCUCCUUUUUAUCAAUGAAGUUUGAAGUUUUCUAUUUUUCACUUUGCCAAAAAUGUUUUACACUCACAAAGAUAUUCUCACUUAGUCAACUCCUGUCAAAAUGAAGGUGAACUGGCAUGGCCUAAUCACUGUCCAUAUAGGAGAAAGUGGCUCAUUCCUGGUAGAAGUAUGGAUGGCUAUCAUUUCAAAAUUAUUGUGAUUCUCACCUCGCUCUCCACCUCAGUGUUUUGUCUGUCCGCGCCCAAGAAAGAUAAGCAACUAUUUCCUGUUGGAUGGGGGUUGGCAGGAAGCUGUUAAAGAUUUAUGCCAGAGCCUUGCAGGAUGGAGCACGUCUGGGACAACUGAGAGCGAAGGCCCACCAAGGAGUUUUCCACCCAUCUCUCAUGGUCACAGCGCUGGUCAUACAUUUUUGAGAAGUUGCUUCUUUUACAUCAGAAAAUCAGUCGAUCAUAUGGAGACUUCUUUUGUGAUGAAAAAGGGCUUUAGAAGUUAAAUACACACAUGCACAUGAAAACAUGCACAACCACAGCCUCAAUCUUGUAUUUAGUUUGGGGAAAGAGAAGAGAAUUUCCUGUGGAUUAUUUUUUCCUCAAGUGUACCUCUCUGGUUAACCCGAACUCUGCAAGAAAGCACUGUGAUUAAAACAUACAUAACGCCUGCAUAAAUAUUCCAUGGUUUCAGUUAAAUUUCAGUCUUUACACAUGAGGUCAAAGGAGUGACCAAAAUACAAAGCAAGGAAAAAAUGAAAUACCCGGUUUUUGCUGAAUGCUUAAUUUAUUUUUUACUGUGCCACUUCAAUAUUUAUAAAAUCCAGAUAGCAUGAAUGCUUCUCUGUAGUAAUACUAAUUUUGUGCCUUUUGUCUGCUUUCUUAAGACCAGUUGUUCACACUUUGUAGAUAUUAGACAAAUAUAUUUCGAUUGAAUACA